AUGCCGAUGAAACGCAGUCUCUUGCUUCCAUACUUUGUACUUCUCAUCUUUGCGACCAUCCAGCUCGCCCUAGUCUCGCGCAUGGUGGCCUUUUUGCACAUACAAAAAACUCAAGUCAAGACAUACCAAGCUCUCGGGAGCGACUCGCCGCUCGGUUUCAAGAUACAUGUUCUGCCUGAGAAGCUGUCACUAAACCAGGGACACACUACAAAUGGCGCUGCAGGGUAUGGAUUGGUUCUUAGUAUUGCUCUUUUGGCAUUCACAUUUUCUUUCCGAGAUGAUAGAGAUCACACAAAGAAACUUCUCACGAUGACAAUCUUGCUUGCACUACUGUCUUUUUUUAUCCUGUCGGCCUUUAUAUACGUCUUUGCCGUCACAUACUUGACGUCUAACAACCGAAUCAACACCAUCUAUGCUCAAUCCAUAGACGGCGCUCCCUACCCGAUCGACAGUUGGACGCCCGAGACAUGGUAUAAAGCAUUACUCCUUCUGCCACUUACAAAUGUCGACUUGACUGGUGCAUAUCAGGAAAUGGCGGUUUGGAGGUGGUGGAUAAUUCCUUACCUGAUAGUGAGCAUGUUGGCAUUUGGUUGGACUGCUAUUGUGUGGCUCAAUGAAAGGUCGUUUAAACAGCCUAAAAGUAAUCUUGCCGUCAGCAUGUAUACUUGCGUCAUUAGUCUUAGC
Molecule: messenger RNA, 684 nt
Organism: Talaromyces rugulosus
Lineage: Eukaryota; Fungi; Ascomycota; Eurotiomycetes; Eurotiales; Trichocomaceae
Exons: 2
Source: RefSeq, a predicted model, not a curated record